GUGAACCAGGGGAAUAUGCCCGGGAUCCAGAGCACAUUCCUGGCCAUGGACACGGAGGAGGGGGUAGAAGUGGUGUGGAACGAGCUCCACUUUGGCGACAGGAAGGCUUUCGCAGCCCAUGAGGAGAAGAUCCAGGCCAUGUUUGAGCAGCUGGCGCUGGUGGACCACCCCAACAUCGUCAAGCUGCACAAGUACUGGCUGGAUGCCUCUGAGGCCCGUGCCAGGGUCAUUUUCAUCACGGAGUACGUGUCAUCGGGCAGCCUCAAGCAAUUCCUCAAAAAGACCAAGAAAAACCACAAGGCCAUGAAUGCCCGGGUAUGGGGAGUAGGCUGGGGACAGGGAAGGGAGGGUGGCCUCUGGGAAAGGGAUGGGGCUGGAACACAGGUCAGCCCCGGAAAGGGGCGGGGCGGCGGGUGGGCUUCGCAGGCCCUGCCACUUCUCUUGCGCCCACCCGACGGGAGUCCUGCGUCCGCUGCCAGGCCUGGAAGAGAUGGUGCACGCAGAUCCUGUCCGCGCUCAGUUUUCUGCACGCCUGCAGCCCCCCCAUCAUCCACGGGAACCUGACCAGCGACACCAUCUUCAUUCAGCAUAAUGGCCUCAUCAAGAUCGGCUCUGUGUGGUACCGCAUCUUCUCCAAUGCGCUCCCGGAUGAUCUAAGGAGCCCCAUUCUUGCUGAGCGAGAGGAACUUCGGAACCUGCACUUCUUCCCACCAGAAUAUGGCGAAGUUGCAGAUGGGACUGCUGUGGACAUCUUCUCUUUUGGGAUGUGUGCACUGGAGAUGGCUGUGCUGGAGAUCCAGGCUAAUGGGGAUACCAGAGUCACAGAGGAGGCCAUUGUUCGAGCCAGGCACUCACUGAAUGACCCCAACAUGCGAGAGUUCAUCCUCUCCUGCCUGGCCCGGGACCCUGCCCGACGGCCUUCUGCUCACAACCUCCUCUUCCACCGAGUGCUCUUCGAGGUACACUCGCUGAAGCUGCUGGCAGCUCACUGCUUUAUCCAGCACCAGUACCUCAUGCCUGAGAAUGUGGUGGAAGAGAAGACCAAGGCCAUGGACCUGCAUGCUGUCUUGGCAGAGGUCCCCAGGCCCCAGCAGCCCCCAAUGCAAUGGCGGUACUCAGAGGUCUCCUUCUUGGAGCUGGACAAAUUCCUGGAGGAUGUCAGGAAUGGGAUCUACCCACUGAUGAAUUUUGCUGCUGCUCGGCCCCUGGGGCUGCCCCGUGUAUUGGCUCCACCCCCGGAGGAGGCCCAGAAGGUCAAGACCCCGACUCCAGAGCCCUUUGACUCCGAGACCAGGAAGGUGAUCCAUAUGCAGUGCAACCUGGAAAGGAGUGAGGACAAGGCACGCUGGCAUCUCACGUUGCUUCUGGUGCUGGAGGACAGACUGCACAGGCAGCUGACCUACGACCUGCUUCCAACGGACAGCGCCCAGGACCUCGCAGCUGAGCUGGUGCACUACGGCUUCCUGCGCGAGGAUGACCGGUUGAAGCUGGCCGUCUUCCUGGAGACCACCUUCCUCAAGUACCGUGGGGCCCAGGCCUGAUCCUUCCAGCCCUGGAAGCCCUGCCCUGGCUCUGCUGGCUCAGGGCUGUCCCUGUGGGGAAGAGUCCAGCACUUCUUGGAGUUGCCUUCUGCCUGCUAGCCUGGGAGCUGAUGAGCACCUGCCCUGUUAGUGAGGAUCCCUGGCCUCCUUCAGCAGCAUGGGACCCUGAGGUGGUGGUUCAGUGGCUGAGGCAGCCAGCAUGGGGGUACAGGGUGGGAUCUUCCAUGGACAGACCUCCACCAGGGGAAUCACUCCAUCAUUCUGGGUUGAGCAGCCAUCCUAAGUUGGCACCACAGACCCAGGCAGGGUGCCUGGACCUCAUAAUGUGAUGGGGCCCCUGCAGCUGUCAUAACCAGUGCUGGGCAUCAAGCAGGGCCAGACCUGGCUGGAAAGAGGGUAAAGAGCCUGGAAUUGAGGCCAUGGUCAGCAAAGCCCCUGGUCCCAUGCAGAACAUCCCUGCAGUCCCCCUCUCUGACCUUGCUCUGAGACCAGGAUCUGGGGCUCUGGCACCAUCACCAAUACCCCAGCCCCUCUAAUGGGCUAUUUCUCUCCUGUAUUACCUGGCAUGGAGAGGUCAGAGGUCAGGUGUCCUCCCAGACCUCCUCCCUGGAGCAGCUGUAUUCUGGGCCUGGAGAUGUGGGCUUCUGUUUCUCUGUCUCUCUCUCCCACCCAACUCCUGUCAGGAUUUUAGAGGUUUCAUUACUUCCAUGAAUUCUGCCUCCACCUCCAGUGCCCUUUAUUGAACUGCCUCUCCUCCAAUUUCAAAUUCAGCUAAAUGAUCUCAAACAUUUUAAAUUUUAUGUAUAAAUUUAAUGUAUUCAGGUUUCUGUUUAAACAUUUCAAAUGUCAAACCAGGAAGGCUCACUAACUGUAUUAGUUCUAUAUUGCUGCUGUAACAUUUAUCACAACCUUAGUGGCUCAAAACAACACAAGUUUAUUAUAAUUCUGUAGGUCAGAGUCUGAUACGAGUCUCACUAGACUAAAAUCAAGGUGUUGGCAGGUGGUGUUUUCCUAGGUUGGCAGGUGGUGAAGAUCCUAGGGGAGAACCUGCUUCUUGCUCAUUCAGGUGUUGGCAGAAUUCACUUCUACACAGUGGUGGGUCCUGUUUUCCUGCUGGCAGUCAACUGGGGACCACUCUCCAUUACCAGAAGCGGCCUGCAUUCCUUGGCUCUCCUUCUCCACUCAAAGGCAGCAGCAGUAGGUUGAAUUUUAGCGUGAGCCAGAUAUCUGGUUGUCUGAAGCCAGGAAGGUUCUCCAUAAGGACUCCUGCCUGCAAUUGGGUGGACUCCCCCCAGAUAAUCCAGGAAAAUUGCCCCUCUCAAGGUCUCUAAGAUUAAUCACAUCUUCAGGCAUAUAUUUUGCCAUAUUAAGUGGCAUUCACAGCUCCACUGAUUUGGGAAUGGACAUCUUCGGCAGGGGACAUUCUCCCUACCAUACCCCCUUAACCAAAAGCCCAAAACCAAACCAGAUUUGCCAAGUCAUAUAAAAUAAAUUAAAUGAACAACUAUAA
Messenger RNA from Ictidomys tridecemlineatus (thirteen-lined ground squirrel), 3051 nucleotides. The record is from RefSeq and is a predicted model, not a curated record. NCBI's taxonomy places the organism in Eukaryota, Metazoa, Chordata, Mammalia, Rodentia, Sciuridae.